AUGGCUGAAUUCGUGCGAGCCCAGAUCUUCGGGACCACCUUCGAGAUCACCUCCAGGUACUCAGACCUCCAGCCUGUCGGCAUGGGAGCGUUUGGUCUGGUCUGCUCGGCUAGAGACCAACUCACCAACCAGAAUGUUGCCAUCAAGAAGAUCAUGAAGCCCUUCAGCACCCCCGUUCUGGCAAAGAGGACCUACCGUGAGCUGAAGCUGCUUAAGCAUCUCAGACACGAGAACAUCAUCUCGCUCAGCGACAUCUUCAUCUCGCCGCUGGAGGAUAUCUAUUUCGUCACUGAGCUGCUGGGCACCGAUCUACACCGCCUGCUUACCUCCAGACCUCUGGAGAAGCAGUUCAUCCAGUACUUCCUGUAUCAGAUCAUGCGUGGCCUGAAGUACGUCCACUCCGCUGGUGUCGUGCACCGUGACCUAAAGCCUAGCAACAUCCUGGUAAACGAGAACUGCGAUCUCAAGAUUUGCGACUUCGGUUUGGCCCGUAUCCAGGACCCCCAGAUGACGGGUUACGUGUCGACCAGGUACUACCGCGCUCCCGAAAUCAUGCUCACAUGGCAAAAGUAUGACGUGGAGGUCGAUAUUUGGAGUGCAGGCUGCAUUUUCGCCGAGAUGCUCGAGGGCAAGCCUCUUUUCCCGGGCAAGGACCACGUCAACCAGUUCUCCAUCAUCACUGAGCUCCUUGGAACCCCACCUGAUGAUGUUAUCAACACGAUUGCGAGCGAAAAUACUCUGAGAUUCGUCAAGUCCCUACCCAAGCGAGAGCGGCAACCUCUGGCGAGCAAGUUCAAGAAUGCUGAUGAGCAAGCUGUUGAUCUGCUGGAGCGUAUGCUGGUGUUCGACCCCAAGAAGCGGAUAACGGCCUCGGAUGCACUGGCCCACGAGUACCUCGCUCCCUACCAUGACCCCACGGACGAGCCCGUUGCCGAGGAGAAAUUUGACUGGAGCUUCAACGAUGCUGACCUCCCCGUCGACACGUGGAAGAUCAUGAUGUACUCGGAGAUUCUCGACUACCAUAACGUGGACGCGAGUGGUGCUUCAGCUGCCAUGGGGGAGUUCAACGGCCAAUAAUAGAGACAAUCAGUCGAGGCGGCUCAAAGGCGUUUUUGGAAGUUACUAGUGGCGCACAGUACCUGGCGAUGACAUUCACCAUUGAUACCAGAAGAAAGAACAAGGAAAGGUGUAUAUUUGAGGGCCGAGGGAUGCAAGAGAAAUACAUGAAUAAAUGCAUCAGGUGCAAGAACAUGAUUUGUGG
This is a messenger RNA of Cryphonectria parasitica EP155, 1261 nucleotides long. RefSeq lists its product as uncharacterized. Gene Ontology annotation, molecular function: ATP binding; MAP kinase activity. The coding region runs from base 1 to 1077 and encodes 358 amino acids. The record is from RefSeq and is a predicted model, not a curated record. Gene Ontology annotation, biological process: protein phosphorylation; cellular response to oxidative stress; osmosensory signaling pathway. The transcript has 4 exons. Gene Ontology annotation, cellular component: nucleus; cytoplasm. Lineage: Eukaryota; Fungi; Ascomycota; Sordariomycetes; Diaporthales; Cryphonectriaceae.